Messenger RNA from Cyphellophora attinorum, 1050 nucleotides. RefSeq names its product putative J domain-containing protein. Lineage: Eukaryota; Fungi; Ascomycota; Eurotiomycetes; Chaetothyriales; Cyphellophoraceae. Gene Ontology annotation, biological process: cellular response to misfolded protein. Bases 1 to 1050 code for a protein of 349 amino acids. The transcript has 3 exons. The record is from RefSeq and is a predicted model, not a curated record. Gene Ontology annotation, molecular function: Hsp70 protein binding. Gene Ontology annotation, cellular component: endoplasmic reticulum membrane.
AUGUCCGCAACGGCAUCGGGCUCAUCAACGCAGCCAAAUGGAUCAGCCACAAAUCGCAACCACAGCCAGGGCAACCAGGACAAGACAUACACACCCCAACAAAAAGCAGAAGUGCUUAGGAUACGAAAAUGCAGUCCGACAUCAUUCUAUGAGAUUUUAUCAGUCACCAAGACAAGUAGCGAUGGCGAGAUCAAGAAGGCAUACCGGAAGAUCAGUUUGUUGACACAUCCGGACAAGAAUGGCUACGAUGGCGCAGACGAGGCGUUUAAGAUGGUGUCGAGGGCAUUUCAAAUAUUGAGCGAUGCUGACAAGAAGGCGCAAUAUGAUCGAACUGGUGGUGAUCCGGACAGUCGAUUUGGCGCUGGUAGCCCGAGUGCGGGUGCCUCGCCAUUCAGCGGAUUUGCCAGAUCACAGGGCGGAGGGCCUAUGUUUAACGAUGAAAUAUCACCAGAAGAGCUCUUCAAUCGAUUCUUUGGCGGCGGCGGAUUCGGCGGCGGCCCAUUUGGCAUGCAGGGCGGGUUUGGUGGCCCACAGUUUGUAUUUAACAUGGGCGGAGGUCCAGGAUUCACAGUACACCAGAUGGGUGGCCGCAAUCCUCGACGAAGACCGCGGAAUGGCAACGAGCCAGAGCAAAGUGGGUCCGCAUUGAUGCAACUCCUACCGCUGCUACUUCUGUUCAUCCUUCCCUUACUGUCGUCUUUAUUCAGCGGGGAGGGCUCCUCAGGACCUGGAUUCCGCUUCGACGCACCACAGCCACCAAUGACCAUGCAUAGGGUCACACCAAAACACAAAGUCGACUAUUACGUCAACCCGAAGGAUGUCGAUGGUUGGCAGGCCAGUAAACUUCGCGAUCUCGACAAAAAAGCCGAGAACGAGUACAUACAUAUCAUGCAGUAUCAGUGUGCAGACGAAACGCAGAGAAAACGGAAUGAGAUUCAGGACGCACACGGCUUUUUCUUUACGGAUGAGGCUAGGCUGAAGAGGGCGCGAGAGAGAAGGAUGCCGGCCUGCGAGAGACUCGACGAUUUACGUGUGGUACGGAGGUACUGA